AGACCAGGCAGGCCAAGUGGUGAGGAACCAGAGACCACUAAGAGGACACCAGGCAGACCAGGUGAUGAUAUAACCUACAUAGACACUGAAGACUUGAGCGUUCGUAAAUCAUACAUAUCUUCCACAACAGUUGAAAUGACAUCAAACAUAUCAAGAUCGUUGGUGACGGAGUCAACGGAACUUGAAGAAGUCUAUUACUACGAUAGUGUAGAGUAUACAAGUAGCAGCAGUACUGAGGAAUCCUCAACGAGCGAUUCCGAUGUGAGUGACGAACAAAAGAGGAAGAAGAAGAAGCCUAAGAAGAAAAGAGUGCCCGAAAUUGAAGAAACAGGUGUGCGUGAGACGAUGAUCAUCAAGACGGAACAGGACUCACAAAGAAAAAUGAGAGCAAAGAUGCAGAAAGAUGCACCUGAGAUCCGUAUCAGGAGGAAACCUGGAGAUAAGCCACAAACAACAGAGAAAACUGGAGAAGAGCCAGAAGUCAUGAAAAGAAUACAACGACCUAGUGAACAAGAACCAAACAAAGCAAAGAGUGAACCAGGCAGGCCAGAAUACUUUGAGCCUAAGAACCUCAAGGGAAGCCUAGAGAUCUUGAGCCAAAAUCCGUUUCAGACCAGUCUAAAAAAAUAAAUAAAAGACCAGAUGAUAGAAAAGACGGAAGUAAACCACAUGACGAACCGUCACUCACCAAGAAAAUAAGUGUCAGACCUGAAGACGAAAAAGAGACAAUGAGAAGGAAGCCAAGCAAGCCAGGUGAGGACCCAGAAAUACGUAAAAGGAGUCCAAGAAGGCCAGGUGAAGAACCAGAAGAAAUAAAGAGGAAACCAGGUAAGCCACAUGAAGAGGAACCAGACACAAUAAAGAGGAGACCAGGCAGGCCAAGUGAAGAGGAACCAGAUACAAUAAAGAAGAGACCAGGCAGGCCAAGUGAAGAGGAACCAGAUACAAUAAAGAGGAGACCAGGCAGGCCAGGUGAAGAGGAACCAGAGCAAAUAAAGAGGAGACCAGGCAGACCAGGUGAAGAGGAACAAGAGACAAUAAAGAGGAGACCAGUCAGGCCAGGUGAAGAGGAACCAGAGACAAUAAAAAGGAGACCAGGCAGACCAGGUGAAGAGGAACCAGACAAAAUAAAGAGGAGACCAGGUGAUGAACCAGAGACAAUAAAGAGGAGACCAGGUGAUGAACCAGAAACAAUAAAGAGGAGGCCAGGUGAUGAACCAGAAACAAUAAAGAGAAGGCCAGGUGAUAGACCAGAAACAGUAAAGAGGAGGCCAGGUGAUGAACCAGAAACAAUAAAGAGGAGGCCAGGUGAUAGACCAGAAACAGUAAAGAGGAGGCCAGGUGAUGAACCAGAAACAAUAAAGAGGAGGCCAAGUGAUGAACCAGAAACAAUAAAGAGGAGACCAGGUGAUGAACCAGAAACAAUAAAGAAGAGACCAGGUGAUGAGCCAGAGACAAUAAAGAGGAGACCAGGCAGGCCAGGUGAAGAGCCAGAGAAAAUAAAGAGGAGACCAGGAGAUAAACCAGACACAAUAAAGAGAAGACCAGGUUAUGAACCAGAGACUACUAAGAGGAAACCAGGUGAGGAACCAAAAGAAAUAAAGAGGAGACCAGGCAGGCCAGGUGAUGUACCAGAAGAAAUAAAGAGGAGACCAGGCAGGCCAGGUGAUGAACCAGAAGAAAUAAAGAGGAGACCAGGCAGGCCAGGUGAUGAACCAGAAGAGAUAAAGAGGAGACCAGGCAGGCCAGGUGAUGAACCAGAGGAAAUAAAGAGGAGACCAGGUAGGCCAGGUGAUGAACCAGAGACUAUUAAGAGGAGACCAGGUGAUGUACCAGAAGAAAUAAAGAGGAGACCAGGCAGGCCAGGUGAUGAACCAGAGGAAAUAAAGAGGAGACCAGGCAGGCCAGGUGAUGAACCAGAGACAAUAAAGAGGAGACCAGGUGAUGUACCAGAAAAAAUAAAGAGGAGACCAGGCAGGCCAGGUGAUGAACCAGAGGAAAUAAAGAGGAGACCAGGCAGGCCAGGUGAUGAACCAGAGAAAAUAAAGAGGAGACCAGGAGAUGAACCAGAGGAAGUAAAGAGGAGACCAGGCAGGCCAAGUGAUGAACCAGAGACAAUAAAGAGGAGACCAGGUGAUGAACCAGAAGAAAUAAAGAGGAGACCAGAUGAACCAGAGGAAAUAAAGAAAAGACCAGGCAGGCCAGGUGAUGGACCAGAGACCAAUAAGAGGAGACCAGGUGAUGAACCAGAAGAAAUAAAGUGAAGACCAGGUAGGCCAGGUGAUGGAACUAGA
Messenger RNA from Cherax quadricarinatus, 2294 nucleotides. NCBI's taxonomy places the organism in Eukaryota, Metazoa, Arthropoda, Malacostraca, Decapoda, Parastacidae. The record is from RefSeq and is a predicted model, not a curated record.